Molecule: messenger RNA, 3580 nt
Organism: Centropristis striata (black sea bass)
Lineage: Eukaryota; Metazoa; Chordata; Actinopteri; Perciformes; Serranidae
Gene: ganabb
Product: glucosidase II alpha subunit b
Exons: 25
Coding region: 131-2986 (951 amino acids)
Biological process (GO): carbohydrate metabolic process; N-glycan processing
Cellular component (GO): glucosidase II complex
Molecular function (GO): glucan 1,3-alpha-glucosidase activity; carbohydrate binding
Source: RefSeq, a predicted model, not a curated record
AUCAUUCAAUCUACUUAACAUUACUGUGUUUAGAGCAAAUAAAACAAUAUUUAAUAGCGGGAUAAUCUCACUUUUUAACUAUCUUUGUUGCGGGCUGAAAGGGGCGGAGCCACGCGGGAGCAUAACCAAGAUGGCCACCUUCACUGAAAGGAUGGCGCCUGUCUUGGUGCUCUGGCUGGCCGUGUUCCUCAGUGGGACGUGGGCUGUGGACAGGGGCAACUUCAAGACCUGUGACCAGAGUGCCUUCUGCAAGCGCCAACGAGCGUUGAAGACUGGGGAGUCUCCCUAUCGAGCCCUGCUGGAGACCAUGGAGCUGACCAACACCAGGCUCACACUGCAGCUCAUCAAUGACAACAAUAAGGUGCGUCUGCUGCUCGAGCUCUACCGUCUCCAGGGAAACAUAACAAGGGUGAAGAUUAACGAGCUGAAGCCGCUGAAGCCUCGAUAUGAGGUCCCAGACGUGCUCAUCAGGGAGCCGCCGACUGAGCCCCUGUCUCUCUUGUCUCAAGAUGAGAACGGGGUGGUGCUGUCCUUGGGGGCGGAGUCUCAGAGGGUCAUCGUCAGCGCACGUCCCUUCCGGUUGGACAUCAUGGAAGGGCGAGACGUGCUGAUGUCACUGAACUCACGCGGCCUGCUGGCCUUUGAGCAUCUGAGGAUGCGCAAGGACACUUUCUCCUAUAAAGUAACUAGCACAGUGGCUAGCGUGUGGGAUAAUAUCAAGAGGGUAUUCUCUAGUCAGGCAGAGCCAGAGGCUGAGAAGAAAGAGGAGGCUGAUCCGGCAACCCAGGCCGAGACAGCAAAAGAAGAGGAAGAGAAAGUAGAAGACGGGAUGUGGGAGGAAACGUUUAAAUCGCACUCAGAUGGCAAACCUAGUGGUCCAUCUGCUAUUAGUUUAGACUUUUCAUUGCCGGGUGUGGAGCAUGUCUACGGCAUCCCAGAACACGCAGACACCCUCAGACUCAAAACAACAGAUAAUGGAGAUCCGUAUCGGCUCUAUAACCUGGAUGUUUUCCAGUACGAGCUGUAUAACCCUAUGGCCCUUUACGGAGCUGUCCCAGUCAUGUUGGCCCACAAUGCCCAGCGGACCACAGGCAUCUUCUGGCUCAAUGCCGCUGAGACCUGGGUGGAUAUCAGCUCCAACACAGCUGGCAAAACCGUGUUUGGAAAAAUGCUGGAUUAUGUUCAGGGCUCCAGUGAGACUCCACAGACAGACGUGCGUUGGAUCUCUGAAAGCGGCAUCAUCGAUGUCUUCAUUAUGCUUGGACCCACACCCAGAGACGUCUUCUCUCAGUACGCCUCCCUCACAGGCACCCAGUCCUUCCCUCCCCUAGCUGCUGUGGGUUACCACCAGUGCCGCUGGAACUACAAUGACCAGGAGGAUGUGCAGGCUGUGGAUGCAGGCUUUGACGAGCACGACAUCCCCUAUGACUACAUCUGGCUCGACAUUGAGCACACGGAUGGCAAACGCUACUUCACCUGGGAUCCACACAAGUUUGCAACACCAAAGGAAAUGCUGCAGGGUCUCCUGGACAAGAAACGCAAGAUGGUGGCCAUUGUAGACCCUCAUAUCAAAGUAGACAGCAACUACAAGAUCCAUAAUGAAAUCCGUAGUCGGGGUUUCUAUAUCAAGAAUAAAGAUGGUGGAGACUACGAGGGCUGGUGCUGGCCUGGAAGUGCCGGCUAUCCAGACUUCACCCGUGCAGACAUGAGGGACUGGUGGGCCAGCAUGUUUGCCUAUGAUCAAUAUGAGGGUUCCAUGGAGAACCUGUACACGUGGAACGACAUGAACGAGCCGUCAGUCUUUAACGGGCCGGAGGUCACCAUGCACAAAGAUGCAAUGCACGGAGCCUGGGAGCACCGUGACGUACACAACAUAUAUGGCUUCUAUGUUCAAAUGGCCACAGCGGAGGGUCUGAUCCGCAGGUCAGGGGGAGUUGAGCGUCCUUUUGUCCUGACCAGGGCCUUCUUUGCUGGGUCACAGCGCUACGGUGCUGUGUGGACAGGAGAUAAUGCUGCUGAGUGGGACCAUCUGAAGAUCUCUAUCCCAAUGUGUCUGAGUCUUGGUCUGGUUGGAAUCUCUUUCUGUGGUGCUGACGUUGGUGGGUUCUUCAAGUCUCCGAGCAGUGAGCUGCUGGUGCGUUGGUACCAGACUGGGGCAUACCAGCCCUUCUUCAGAGCCCACGCCCACCUGGACACACCCCGCCGCGAGCCUUGGCUGUUUGGCCCGGAGAACACGGCGCUGAUCCGUGAAGCGGUACGCCAGCGAUACACCCUCCUGCCUUACUGGUACCAACAGUUCUACCACGCACACCACACCGGAGAGCCCAUCAUGAGACCACUGUGGGUAGAAUAUCCUCAGGAUCCUGCUACUUUCGCUUUGGAUGACGAGUUCUUGAUCGGGAGAGACCUGUUGGUGCACCCAGUUACUGAAGAGGGAGCCAGGGGAGUCACCGCCUACCUGCCUGGAAAAGACGAGGUCUGGUUUGAUGUCCACACCUUCCAGAAGCACAACGGGGCCCAGAACCUUUACAUCCCUGUCACCAUGAGCUCUAUCCCCGUGUUCCAGCGCGGCGGCUCUAUUAUUCCCAGGAAGAUGCGCGUUCGCAGGUCCUCCACCUGCAUGAUGCACGAUCCCUACACCUUAUAUGUGGCUCUUAACCCCAAGAGAACUGCAGAGGGCGAGCUCUACAUCGAUGACGGCCACACCUUCAACUAUGACAAGAAGGAGUUCAUCCACAGGAGGCUGUCCUUCGCCAACAACCUCCUCUCCUCUGUUAACCUGGCUCCAGACGCCCAGUUUUCCACCCUCUCCUGGAUUGAACGCAUCAUCAUACUGGGAGCCAGUAAGCCCAGCAAGGUUACCCUUAAGACUGCUGAUGGUCAAGAGAGCCAAUUAGAGUUUGACUUUGAUGCCUCCAUGUCAAUGUUGACGCUCCGCAAGCCUGGCAUGAACGCAGGGGAAGACUGGAACGUGAUGCUUCAGUAACGACAGAGACAAGAUGUGGAUCAGGAGGAGAAAUUGACUGAACUGAACAGAAGAGAGCGAGAGAGAGAGAGAGAGAGAGAAGGAGACAGACACAAGCCAGAUAACAUGAUAGCAUCAUGGAAAAUAAGGACAUAUACACACACAAACACAUUGAAUACAUAGUUUUAAUCCCUGCACACACACACACACACACACACACACAGAAACCAGUGUAGACCUGUCAGUUGAACUGAGUUGAACUGAGCCACGUAACGUCGCUGCCAUGUCCCUCUUGUUUUUCAGUCGCACUGUAAUACCUAACAACAAAAAGAGGUUACUGCUAGAUAGAUGAUUAUGUUUGUCACAUUUUUCAAAUAGAUACCAAUUGAGAAAAAUCAUGUAAUUGUAAUGAAUCUUUGGGUAAAGAGAGAAAACAUUCAGGCACCUUUUCUUGUCCAUUUUGUUGUCCUCCUCAGUAGAAAGAUCACUGUGGGGGAUUGUUUGCUACUUAAAAUGAAGGCUCACAUUGAAAGCACAUACGCCACCUGCUGGUGAUUUCCUCUGUCUGGUUCUGACUUGAUACUUUUCUAAAAUUAAUUCCAAACCUUCUUUACC